Messenger RNA from Amyelois transitella, 3313 nucleotides. RefSeq names its product novel acetylcholine receptor chaperone. The transcript has 4 exons. Bases 810 to 1283 code for a protein of 157 amino acids. Gene Ontology annotation, biological process: chaperone-mediated protein complex assembly; positive regulation of protein localization to cell surface. The record is from RefSeq and is a predicted model, not a curated record. NCBI's taxonomy places the organism in Eukaryota, Metazoa, Arthropoda, Insecta, Lepidoptera, Pyralidae. Gene Ontology annotation, cellular component: endoplasmic reticulum.
GGGACACUUUGGUGGCUGUGGGACAAUAUAGGCUUGCUAUACUUAAUUGCAAAGUUAAUAGCUUGUACACCCCACUUUAUUGAAUAUUACAGAAUUGUUAGUUUCCUUUGUUUUUAUUAAUUGAUAAUUAAUUUAAAGACUUAUAGAAUAAAAAAAAAACAAGUUUGUGUAAUAAAAAAUAUACAUACUGUUACUACUAUGUAUUUUUUUUAUUAUUAUAAAUAGAUUUAUAAUAUCUGCCUUUCCCUCCAGGAAAGAGAUACAUUGCAUCUGUAAAAUUGACUACAGAAUUAUUACGUUGUAGGGACUACCAGGGAAAGUUGAGAUUUAAGGGACACCUCAGGGUUAAAGUUUUGGUCCUUUGCUUUUUAUUUAAUAAUAUGUUUUUAACAAAAAAAUCCUUACAAUUAAUUAAUUUAGUAAAAGUAAGAAAAUUUAGUAAAAGUAUAUCAUUUAAAGUACGUAUCUAAGUAAUCUACGACAAGAUUCAAACAACGGACAAGUACCCAGUUUGAAUCGAACCAAAUUUUCCGUGCGGCAACACUGUGAGUAUGGAAGUCGGUAUGGAUUUUUUCGCGCCGGCGCGAAACGUGCGUGCGUGCUAACAUCCCCAUUUGCCAUCGCGUUCCCUAAAUCCUUAAUUAAAUAUGAACCCUUUUUUAAAUGCUAUUCUCGAAAGUUUUAGCGAUGCUUGUAAACGCGUCUAAAUAUAUCUAAAAUAGAAUGCCAAACACAUAAAUAGUAGGCGUCAGAAUGGUGAAGGUGAAGGUGUAAAUCAGUGCAGAUUUUAUAACAGAACGUUCGAUAAAAUGGGCUCGUCUAUCGUGCUUAAAAGUUUAUCUGUCCUGCUAGGCGUGUUCUUCAUUUUCGUUGGUAUAACAAAGCUGACUCCGUUUAUUUCAAAGGAAUUACACAAAGAUUUGAGGAAAGAAUACGUGAGAUACGCGAAAGUGUUCCCGUUUUCUGACACAUUCGACUUCAAGUUACCGUCGAAAUGGUACAGAAGGGGCGUCGGGGGGCUGGAGAUAUUGUUUGGUCUAGUUCUAGCAGUUAUACCUAGCCAUAAACUGAAAAAUGCGGCCAACAUAGGGCUCGUCCUACUCAUGAUACUAGCUGCGUACUCGCACGUGAUGGUGGGCGAUCCCUUUGACAGAUGUGCGCCUGCGCUGGUCUUCUUCUUCAUGCUGAGCGGAAGACUCGUCGUAUGGUACCAAACAAGUCGCCGAGAGGAGUUGGAGAAAGCAGCGACCACUCAAAAUGGAAACGGUCUUAAGAGGGAGUGAACAACAUAUAUUUUUCAAGUUUUAGGGUAACCACAACAUAGUAGGGUGUGACAAAAAGUAUAAACAAAACCCCAUUUCAAUCGUAAAUCUAUCUCAGGCAAUUUUGUUUUCAAAAUUGUCCAAAGGUCACGUUUUUGUCACACCCUGUAUACUUUAUUUUUUUUUCUUCUUGUACAGUGAGGUGCAUGGAUGGGAGUCCAAUUUUUUGUGCUUAACUGUACUAUGUAAUAAAUUAAUUUAUGAUGAAAGGAGACUAAAAAUGGAUUUGCUGAGUCUGGCUUGCGCCCUGAGUCAAAAAUUAUUUGACUUUGUUUUUUACUUAUUUUGGAAUGUAGAGAUUUAAAUACACAAAGACAUAAGAACACACGGUGCUGUGAUUUUUCUAGUCAACUUUUAAAUCAGACUGUUCAACAACAUUUUGAUGGAUAAGAUAGAAAUAACGAUAAUGCUUGCUGGUCUGACACUGUUUAUAAGUAGUCUGGGGCCUACUAAGUUUGCCGACGUACUUUUUCACGUGGUUUCUAGUUUAUAUUUUUCAAACACAUUAAACUCUUAAUUCUGUGAGAAUACAUAGGUAACCCUCACGGCAAAAAGGAAUGUGCGUGGCCAGACAUUUUUUUGGAUAGUGAUGAUUAUGUUUCAGAAGGUUUACUGAAAAUUCAAUAUUUUUUAUUUUACUUCAAUGGUAGAAGUCAAUAUUCCUUUGUCACUUACUUGAAUAUGUACGAUAAAUUUUCGACCACAAUUUCUUUGAAUUAAUAUUAUCUGUAAGUUCACUAGGUUAAGGGUAUAUGCGCACUGUUACCUAAAAGUGAUAUUAAUUUAAGCCAUUUGUGCUAGGUUCAUUUUGUAUAUGUAUGAGUGAUUUAACAUUCUAUGUAGUUUUACAGUAACUGCCAUUGUAUGUAUAUUGGUAGCUUUAGAUUAAUUGCACAAACAGACAAACAUGCACUUUAUUGUGAAUAUGAUUUGCUCAAAAUAGUCAUAGUUUACGCUUUAUAAAAAUCUUAGUGAAACCCGUAAUACAGGAUGUAUUUCUAACUUUUAUAGGACAAAAUCAGAAAUUGAACAUAAUCCGGAUAUACAGGGUGAAUUUUUAUUUAUUACUUAAAGAAUUUUUUACAGCAUGUUGGGACUAUGGUUGAUAAAUAGCAAAAACAAAAAUAAAAUUUACUCUCCCAUAUAAUUUUUUUUGCUCAGCUGACCGGUCUUAUUAUGAAAAAGAAAAAAAAUUCAACAAUAAAAAUUCACCCGGUAUACAGGAUCGGAUGUAUCAAACUUAUAAAUAUGUAUAUGUAUGUAUGUACGUAUGUAGUAUGGGCGCUUCACAGUAACCCGUGAAGCUGUUCACCAACUUUGAUAAGUAAGUUAUACGUAUAUCUAAUCUGUCAUGGUUCUCCAUUGGAACCAAAAAGAGAGAGAAGAAAGGAAGAUAUAUGGCCUUAUCAAAGUUGGUCAACCCCACCACCACAUUCAAGCACGCGUUGAGGCAUUAUUCACGAACAUUAAUAUGUUUGUAGUCUUCUAUCUCGAAGGAUAACAGCGGUGAUAGAGAAGAUAAGGCUAGAAGAUACUUUAGUGAAUAAUGCCGUAGGUCUAAACCUGCCUUAGGGUAUAUAAAUGAUAUCAUAACACAAUAAUAAAACCUAAUAAGUUUGUAGCUGCACGAAAGUCUUUACCUGCUUGAUUAAUCUGAUUGGAGAAUUGUUAAAAAUCGCAAUAAUUUAAAGUGUAUUUGUUAUUGUGGUGUGCGAAAGUGUGUCUGAAUGAAUAAAUGGGAAAUUGUAAAAAAAAAUUAUUUGUUUAUUUCUCUUGCCACAGCUUUCACGGAGAGGAGCAAGUGUUGCCAACCUCCUCGAGAUUAAAACUGUAAACAACUUUUAAAAAGUUUAAGAAACCUGUUAUAUUAUAAUACCUUUCCCAAAAUAUAGUAUAUUUUUAGUCAUCUGUUUCGUGGCGUUUUUUGAUAAACUUGAACCAUCAUAUUCUGCGACCGAGUAGUCAGACUUAGUACGGGUUAUGCAGCGAAU